UGGGCCGCUCCAGCCUUUAAGCCUAAGCCUUGCUCCGCCCAGCUUCCUUUGCGGGAUAGUUCGGGGUCCUUCCUCCACGCUCCCAGAUGCAACUUAGUGUGCACGCUCUGGCCGCUGCGGACCGUCCGUUCCUGGAAAGAUACAGAAUUUGUUUACCCUGGCAGAAGAGUCACAUUUGUGCAUUUGGAAAACGAGGCCAUCUAGCUGAUUUGUCAAAGUCAUGGAAACCCUGAAUGUGGAUGUAGGACAGGGCAUCUUACUGCUGUUCUUAGCGUUGAACAUUUACCAUUUGAUAGGCGACCGUCCAGGGUGAAAUGUUAACUCGUUAAAGCAUUUGGAGCUUGGGCUCCGAACUCUGUCCUCCUGCUUUGAUUCAAAUCUUGCCCCACCGGUUUGUGACCUUGGGCACGAUUUUGGUGCUUCAUCUUCCUAAUCAGAAAAAUGGGUCUAAUGGAGAGUAUUUGUCUUAAGCCUUUGAGAACGAGAUGGGAAAUAGUUGAUGUGCAGAGCGCUCUUAGAAGAUGAGCCGUCAGACUGCUACAGCAUUACCCACUGGCACCUCAAAGUGUCCACCAUCCCAGAGGGUACCUGCCUUGACUGGCACAACUGCAUCCAACAAUGACUUGGCGAGUCUUUUCGAGUGUCCUGUCUGCUUUGACUAUGUAUUGCCACCUAUUCUUCAGUGUCAGAGUGGCCAUCUUGUUUGUAGCAACUGUCGCCCCAAACUUACAUGUUGUCCCACCUGCCGGGGCCCAUUGGGAUCCAUUCGCAACUUGGCUAUGGAGAAAGUGGCCAACUCCGUACUCUUCCCUUGUAAAUACGCCUCUUCUGGAUGUGAGAUAACUCUGCCGCACACCGAAAAGGCAGAGCACGAGGAGCUCUGUGAGUUCAGGCCUUACUCCUGCCCCUGCCCUGGUGCUUCCUGUAAGUGGCAAGGCUCCUUGGAUGCUGUCAUGCCCCACCUGAUGCAUCAGCACAAGUCCAUUACCACCCUGCAAGGAGAAGAUAUAGUUUUCCUUGCUACAGACAUUAACCUUCCUGGUGCUGUUGACUGGGUGAUGAUGCAGUCUUGUUUUGGCUUUCAUUUCAUGUUAGUCUUGGAGAAACAAGAAAAAUACGAUGGCCAUCAGCAGUUCUUUGCGAUUGUACAGCUGAUAGGAACACGCAAGCAAGCUGAAAAUUUUGCAUAUCGACUUGAGCUGAAUGGUCAUAGGCGGCGAUUGACUUGGGAAGCCACCCCUCGGUCUAUUCAUGAGGGAAUUGCAACAGCCAUCAUGAAUAGUGACUGCCUAGUGUUUGACACCAGCAUUGCACAGCUCUUUGCAGAAAAUGGCAAUUUAGGCAUCAAUGUAACUAUUUCCAUGUGUUGAAACGGCAAUCAAAUAUUUCUGGCCAGUGUUUAAAAUUUGCAUUUGACUUCACAGAGAAUAAGGCACCCAUCUGCUUGCCAACCUAAACCUCUCCUGGUAGGUAGAAGCUAGACAUGAAGGUAAAUAAAAAGAAAAGCUGUUAAUACAGGAAACAGUUGCAUGUAGUAACACUAAUAUAUUUAAAAAUAAUUCAACAGUAAACCACUGAAAAAUAUAUAUACCCAAGAUGGGCAUCUUUUGUAUUAAGAAAGGAAACAUUGUAAAAUAUUUCUGAACUUUGUGUUUGUUGUAGAUUGAUUGUAUUGUUGACAAUUUUUUGGGGGUGUGUGUCUGUGCACGCAUGCGUGCACGUGUGUGGUUGGUUUUCCUUUAACUGACAAGCCAUCUGCGUGGUCAUGGACCACCGCUUUCCCCUUGUGAGUCAACACACAGUGCUGCUGUGGGGUUGUUUUUUGUUUUGUUUUUUGUUUUGUUUUUUGGUGUGUGUGUAUUUGCUAAUUUUUAUUCUAGUUUUUCAUUAAAUAAAUUUGACUUUCUUUUCUGUAAUUCAGGUUUUUCUCACUUUUGUACCUUUUAAGUUAGCGUCUUUUUGAUAUCCAUAAUUGCUUAAUGUCAGAAGUUUGUGUUCAGUACAUACUUUCUUUUCCUUCAAUCAAUUUAUUAGACAUUUUUAAUUCAGCCCUUCUGUGGAAAUCGGAAUUCCAGAAAGGAAAGGGAGCAGAGCAGCUCGUCGAGGCUGAAGCAAGUACAGGACGGUCUCGCCUCCCGACUGCUGUCCUACGCCGUCAGGUCAGGCUUACUCUCUGAAAGGUUAGCUUAGGGAGUAAACUCUGGUCACUAUAAAUUAAAAAAUAAUCAGGCUUUUCCUCUCUUCAAAUGUCUUGGGCAAAUCACAUGUUUAAAUUGGUUCUUGUAUUUAUUGGUUUUGCAAAAGAGUGCAUCAUCAUACACAGUAUUUGUAAUUAAAGUAAAUCAUUUGUUUUUAAAAAAAGGCAGUUUGCAAAAAAAUGUUUUUGGUCUUUUAUAAUUCUCAUUAAAAGAUUAUCUGGCAAAUUAAAAAAAA
Rattus rattus (black rat) is the source of this 2433-nucleotide messenger RNA. RefSeq names its product siah E3 ubiquitin protein ligase 1 (gene Siah1). Gene Ontology annotation, cellular component: cytoplasm. The record is from RefSeq and is a predicted model, not a curated record. The transcript has 2 exons. NCBI's taxonomy places the organism in Eukaryota, Metazoa, Chordata, Mammalia, Rodentia, Muridae. The coding region runs from base 522 to 1370 and encodes 282 amino acids. Gene Ontology annotation, biological process: proteasome-mediated ubiquitin-dependent protein catabolic process; multicellular organism development. Gene Ontology annotation, molecular function: ubiquitin protein ligase activity; ubiquitin conjugating enzyme binding; zinc ion binding.